Messenger RNA from Austrofundulus limnaeus, 1757 nucleotides. RefSeq names its product ST6 (alpha-N-acetyl-neuraminyl-2,3-beta-galactosyl-1,3)-N-acetylgalactosaminide alpha-2,6-sialyltransferase 6 (gene st6galnac6). Bases 479 to 1420 code for a protein of 313 amino acids. Lineage: Eukaryota; Metazoa; Chordata; Actinopteri; Cyprinodontiformes; Rivulidae. Gene Ontology annotation, molecular function: alpha-N-acetylgalactosaminide alpha-2,6-sialyltransferase activity. Gene Ontology annotation, biological process: ganglioside biosynthetic process; oligosaccharide metabolic process. The transcript is spliced from 6 exons. The record is from RefSeq and is a predicted model, not a curated record.
CGAACUAUUGUACUGUGGCUUCAAAAUGUAUUAUAUUUUGAGCAAAGCUAUCAUAUGUGUGGAGUGAGGGUACGCUUUCUUCAGUGGUGAUGGUGGUCUGCUUUGGUUAGCUGCGGUGGGGACUGGUGAGUCCAGAACGGGAGGGGGUUUGUGAGCUUGUCGGGCAUAGGAAUGUGAUUAAAAAGAAAAAAAUAAAAAUCCUGCGCACGGAAAUGCCAAAGCUAUCACAUGCGUGGGCUUUCAAAAACUAUCUCGUAUGUAAUAUAGGUCCCCCCCAACCUAUCUAAAAAAAUACGAUAAUUAUUUUAUACUGGUCCAGUGCUGCAGUGAGGGACGCGGCGGUGACGUCAGUAAGUGGCGCAGAAAGAUGGAAGAGAAAGAGGAGGGAGGGAGCCAUCAGACUGAGACCACCGCCAGCACCACGACAAGGGGUGAUGACAGAAAGAGACCGGCUGUGUUUGGGUACUGAUCUGAAAGCAUGGGACUCAGGCUCAAUGGCAAGAGUCAACAGAGUCAUAGGGUGGUGAUAUUCUUAGCCAUCUUCAUCCUGAUGACCAUCCUCAUCCUCUACACCUCCAAUAAUGUCAGCGAAGAAGUCUACACUCCUUUCCAUGUGGCGACAAUGAAAAUCAACAAGACCACAGACCUGAAGAGGUGGUCCAGGAAAGAUGGCUUUGUGCCAAUAUCUGGGAACAAAAGUUUAGCUCUGCACUGUGGGAACUGUGCACUGGUGACCAGUUCCAGCCACGUCCUGUCUAGCCAGGCAGGAGAGGAGAUCGAUCGCACGGAGUGUGUGAUUCGUAUGAACGACGCUCCCACUCUAGGGUACGAGUCUGACAUCGGGCACCGGACCACCCUCAGGGUAGUAGCUCACACCAGCGUGUUCAGAGUGGUCCGACAGCCGAACGAGUACCUGCGCCAAACCGACGGCAACUUUACGAUCGUCUACUGGGGACCGCCAAAUAAGAUCGAGAAAAAUGCUAAAGGAACGCUGUACAGAUUGAUCCAGAGAGUCAGCACGACAUACAGCAACGUUUCCUUUUUUACCAUCUCACCCAACAGGAUGCGAAAAUUUGAUAACCUGUUUCACUCAGAGACAGGACGAGACAGACAAAAAUCCCACUCAUGGUUGAGUACAGGCUGGUUCACAAUGGUCAUAGCAAUUGAGAUAUGUGAUAACAUUAAAGUAUAUGGGAUGGUUCCACCCAGUUACUGCGGUGUAUUAUUUUCUAGAAAAAAACCUGCAUCAAAGAAGAUGCCCUACCACUAUUACAAACCCAGGGGCUCCGAUGAAUGUCUCAUGUACAUCCAGAAUGAAAGCAGCCGGAGAGGAAGCCAUCAUCGCUUUAUUACAGAGAAACAUGUGUUUGCACGCUGGGCAAAGCUGUACAAUAUCACAUUCUCUCACCCCACAUGGUGAGAAAGGGCACUCACUAAAGCCUGGGAAAGCACCAUGGGAUGGAGUUCGUAUAAAAUUUGCCAAAUAAGACCUCAUUUAAAAAAAAAGUGAUCAUCCUCAAUCUGCCAGAAGUAUGGAGCAUCAUGGGAUAAACGUGCUGUUGGACCAAAUGAUGGGAACGAUGUGGGGAUGUUUCCUACUGCAGAGAAGUGCAGUUACUCAUUUCUAAGGCCUCUGAAGCACUGUAUACAUGUGAGCCAAAACACAGGCACUGAAACAAGGGAUUUUUUUGUAAAUAUAAUUCAAAUGUUAUUUUUUAUUAUGUAUGAGUAAAGUCACUUUCCAUAUUUAAAGAGAA